Messenger RNA from Panicum virgatum (switchgrass), 3537 nucleotides. RefSeq lists its product as uncharacterized. The transcript has 12 exons. The record is from RefSeq and is a predicted model, not a curated record. Bases 1038 to 3425 code for a protein of 795 amino acids. Lineage: Eukaryota; Viridiplantae; Streptophyta; Magnoliopsida; Poales; Poaceae. Gene Ontology annotation, molecular function: hydrolase activity, hydrolyzing N-glycosyl compounds.
UUCGGUUCAGCUGAAACUGUUUCCUUGCCCGAUUUUGCAUCGAAAUUGUUUUAGUAGUAGCGACGAAUCAGUACUCAACUUAACAAAAAAAAUCGUGAAAUUAAUCAAAGAAAUAGCUACCUCCGUAUAUGAUCGGUGAUGGCAGCAGAUCGAAUCUGCGUGAAAUAAUUAAUUAACCAAUCUUGCCAUAAUUAAAGAAUAUGGUACAACGCUCUAGACAAGACAGUGACAGGGCAUCUCCGCUUUGAGGCUCUGACCAAAUGCUCCAUGCAAAUAUUUAGUGUCCACAGCCACAAGGAUGAAAGAUAUCUUUAUAGAGUGCGAUGGAAGAUGUGCUUUAUGAAUCGUCACAAAGUAAAAGGGCGUCUCUUUUAUGCCAGGGGAUGAUAUGCGUGCAUCUUUUUUUAGAUGAUAUGGAUCUUUGUCACAAGCUUAGUACGCACUAUCUCUCCAUACUAAGCUUAGUCUAGUGUCCUUUCCAUGAAAGAAGAUACUCCUUCCGUCCACAAAUAUAUGCAUUCAAUGAUUUUUGAAGGAUUAUAUAUUAGAAAAGACACAGUAGACAAUGGGUUUACAUGGCAGAUUACAAGACAAUUAGCAUUAAAUAAUGGGAGGUAACCAAAAGUGUCUAGAAAUAAUAAGGCCCGGUUUGGCAUAGUUUCAUGGGCAACUUCAUAGGCAGCUUUACAUGAAGCUAUGCCAAACGGCUUUUUUUUUUGAACUAGCUUCAAGUUUGAAGCAAUCUAUGAAGCCGUCCAUGUGCUUCCACUAGCGGGGUGAAGUUACAAAAAUAUGGCUUCACUCAGCUUCAUAGGUAGAAGGUUUUCGCCAAACAUUUUUCAAAACAGCCUCAGCUUCACCAACUAUUUCAAGAGAAGUUGCAGCUAUGCCAAACGGGGUCCAAUAAUGUCAGGAGAUGCGUGUCUAUGGUGGGGAACCAUAAAGAAGGGAUAUAGAAGGACAAAGCAGUUUCCAUCAGCGUCAAUGCGUGGAGUGAUGCUGGACAUGCUGUGAAUCAUCUGUAUGAUAUACUCUAUAUGAUGGGCCGUGAUGACAUUCUGGUUGGUGUUGGUGGGGAUGGUGGAAUUUCAGACUCUGGCACCAUAUAUUCAAAUGUUGGUGGUUAUUUGCCAAUGAUUGAUCAGGGCAUGACAACAGUCGGAGGCUGCCGGUAUAGGCAAGCAAUUCCACUAGAAGGUGGUGGACGGUUAGAUAAGGACACAAACUUUGGAAUUAGAAGGGGUUUCCUUCCACAGGGUGAUAGAAGGUAUACACCAGUUCAACAACCUACAACACAACAAGUAAUGGUAGACACAAUAUCUGCUGGCCCUACAACUGUCAUCCUCAUAGGAUCACAUACAAACUUUGCCAUUUUUCUCAUGACUCAUCCACACCUGAAAAGAAACGUGGAGCACAUAUACAUUAUGGGUGGUGGGGUGAGAUCAAAGAAUCCUACAGGUUGCUGUCCAAAAAAUAUUACCACCUCUUGCACACCACAGCAAUGUGGUGACCAUGGUAACUUGUUUACUAGUUACUCUACCAACCCAAAUGCAGAAUUCAACAUAUUUGAAGAUCCUUUCUCUUCAUAUCAGGUGUUUCAUUCUGGCAUUCCAAUCACACUUGUUCCUCUUGACGCAACUAAUACAAUUCCAAUCAACCAAGAAUUCUUCUAUGAAUUCCAACAACAUCAGAGUACUUAUGAGGCACAAUACUGUUUCAAAGCUUUAAAGAUGGCACGAGACACAUGGUUCAAUGAUCAAUUCUAUAUAAGCUAUUUUAUGUGGGACUCCUUUACUUCUGGUGUUGCCAUCUCCAGCAUGCGCAAUGAGAAGAACGGUGAAUUUGGAAAUGAUUUUGCUGAGCUUGAAUAUAUGAACAUUACAGUUAUAACUUCAAACAAACCAUAUGGUGUGAAUGAUGGCUCAAACCCAUUAUUUGAUGGCCGCACCACUCCCAAGUUUGGUCUUCAAAAAGGUGGAGUUCAUAGCGGUCAUGUUCAAAAUGGAAUUACAGAUAGCUUUUGUCGCAUCGAGGGAAGUAACAAAGGAAGAUGUGAGGAUGGAUACACUAAGGAAGUCUCCAGUCCAGAAGCAGCCCACAUUCGUGUUGCUACGAAGGCUAAACAGAACAUGGAUAAGUAUAGCCCUCUGGACAGGGAGUUUUUCAAAAGUUUCCUAGAGGCACUAAAUCGUCGUGAGAACUCUGGCCAUUUCAACCUUAAGGCACAAUUUCCAUUUAAUGGAGAGGUCCUUUACAAGCCAGACUUCAAAAACAAAAAAAUAGGACGACCUAUUAUUAUUGACAUGGACAUGAGUCCUGGAGAUUUUGUCUCCCUUAUAUACCUCUUGAAGGCACCUAUUGAAGUGAUAAAUUUAAAGGGGAUUUUGGUGAGCGGCAAUGGCUGGGCUCAUGUUGCAAGCAUUGAUAUCGUUUAUGACAUGUUACAUAUGAUGGGUCGCGAUGACAUUCCUGUUGGUCGUGGUAAUACCACUGCAUUAGGCACUCCAACUCUUGGUUGUAACUAUGCCAGUAUUAUUCCCCAAGGCUGUGGUGGAUUUAUUGACUCGGACACUCUUUAUGGACUAGCUCGAUCAUUGCCAAGAAGCCCUAGAAGGUAUACCGCUGAAAAUUCAGUAGAACAUGGUGCUCCUAGAAACACUGACCAUCCAGAACUUCGCCAGCCGUUAGCUUUUGAAGUUUGGCAGUCUAUCAAAGAGCAGCUUGAUCCAAGUGAGAAGAUCACAAUACUUAGCAAUGGACCUCUUACAAAUUUGGCCAAUAUCGUGCUCUCUGACAGGAAUGCAAGUUCUAUAAUAGAGGAGAUUUAUUUGGUUGGUGGUCAUAUCAGAGAUGAAAAUGAUUCGAAGGGAAAUGUGUUUACUGUUCCAUCAAACAGAUAUGCAGAGUUUAAUAUGUUACUUGAUCCCCUAGCUGCAAAAAUAGUCCUGGAAUCAUCUCUUGAUAUUACACUGAUUCCUCUUAUCUCUCAAAGAAAAGCUGCUUCCUUUCAGUUUAUCCUUCAUGCCCUAAAGCAUGUUGAUCACACUCCAGAGUCAGGUUUUGUGCGUCGCUUGAUGCUCUUGCUAUAUGACCUUCAGCAGAAGCAUCGGCUUUACAACCAUAUGGAUAUGUUUUUGGGAGAAGUUCUUGGUGCUGUUUACCUCGUUGAAGGAUUGAAUAUAAAACCAUCACUGCAACUGAAGUCAAUAAGCAUUGUUGCCAACAGCACAAUAAGCACUGACGGGCAAAUUGUGAUCAACAAGGAGAGUGCAAAUUCGGUAAAGGUACUAGGCGAUUUCAGUAGUGAAGAAUACUACAAACGAGUCGCCAAUUCUUUAGGCAACAUGAAGCAAACAGCCGUCAUUACUAGUUUUGAAGAACAGACCAUAAUCUGGAGCAGGCCACCUGUGAAAUUGGAGGGAUGAACAUAAACGAUGAAUUUUAUGUAGUAAUGCUGCUUAAGCAGAAGCACAACCGUCCUGUUUUCUUUAGGGAGCAGCUCUCUAGUCUAUCAAAAGGCAGAAUGCGUUCCUCUUA